Pyrenophora tritici-repentis Pt-1C-BFP is the source of this 483-nucleotide messenger RNA. NCBI's taxonomy places the organism in Eukaryota, Fungi, Ascomycota, Dothideomycetes, Pleosporales, Pleosporaceae. The record is from RefSeq and is a predicted model, not a curated record.
AUGUCUACAGUCGGUGAAGGUACAUCACCUUCCUACCGCAUCGCCAGUUUCCUCGUCUCCGCACUGACAGACACCACAAUCUACAUCCAAAACCGGUACAACGAACAUAUGGAGAAUGCACGUCUCCGGGCAAUCAGGGAAGCGGAACGUGCCGAGGAGCUCCGGCGUCGACCUGCAGAUUACGAAGAGGAAGAAGAACCAUUGGACUAUUUCGGCGCUGGAUUUAUCGGCAUAGUACCAGGAGCGGCAUGGAAAGUCAACGGUAAUGCCGCUAUGGAGGUAGAUUCUGCUGUCAACUUCUCCACAUUUGCAUUUUCUAUCAUCGGUAUCGACACCGGGAGUUCUCGCGCAAAAGGCACACGGUGUGUUCGGAUGGAAUGGACAAUUACGGCUCAGUACAUGAGCAUAGCACCGGGAUACAACAAUUACCGGAUGUCAGCUAGGGAUAUGCAAGAUGCAGGUGGUCUUGCGAUCGCGAAGUAG